Molecule: messenger RNA, 2333 nt
Organism: Frieseomelitta varia
Lineage: Eukaryota; Metazoa; Arthropoda; Insecta; Hymenoptera; Apidae
Product: bis(5'-adenosyl)-triphosphatase enpp4-like
Exons: 10
Coding region: 272-1840 (522 amino acids)
Source: RefSeq, a predicted model, not a curated record
AUAAGGACACGAGAAAACGUUUAGUUCUUGGCAAACGGUGCUCAUAAAUGGGGGAUAUUUAGUAUCUUUAAUUUUUUUUUUAUCAUGUAAAACAACCAUUCUAGUGAUUUACAGUCAGUGUUACUCAAUGGAAUUUCUCAAACAUUAUCGAAUUCGAGGAAUCAUAUCUGUCGAGGAAAACUCUGAAAUGGUUUGAAAGCAUGAAGGAAACGGAGCAAUAAUUUAUUAUUUAAAAAAGAUAAACAUUCUUUUCAUUAAAGAACUAUUCAUUAUGAAUUCUUCAACCAUGUUCAGUUUGUUACUUGUUAUAUUGCUCAAUGUGAAACAUGGAUUAUUGAUAUCACAGCAUCCAAAGUUGCUAGUAAUAUCAUAUGAUGCAUUUAGAUACGACUACUUUGACAGAAACUUAACGCCAUUUAUGAACAAAUUAAAACAUGAAGGCACAUACGUGGAUUACAUGAUGAACAUUUUUGUCACAAAAACAUUUCCCAAUCAUCAUACAAUGGCCACAGGAUUGUACGCAGAAACACACGGAGUUGUGGACAAUGAAUUUUAUGAUCCCGUUUCUGGAAACACAACAAAAUACUCAUACAAUCUGUAUCAUUAUAAUAAUAAAGUUCUUCCUAUUUGGACUGUCAAUCAAAAAGCAGGCGCACAAAGGCGAAGUGGCACAAUGAUGUGGCCAGGUGGUAUUUUUGAAUACGAAGGAGUCACUCCUACGUUUGCUCAGAAUUUCAAUGAAUCCAUACCAUGGGAAGAAAGAAUUGAUACUUUGAUAUCAUGGUUUAUCCAUCCUAUACAUCCAAUCAAUUUUGGAAUAUUGUAUAUUGAAGAGCCAGACUAUCACGGGCAUAUGAUUGGAAUAAAAGGAUCUGAAUUUGAUGAUAUUCUUAGGAAAUUAGAUAAUAUUACUAAAUAUCUUCACAAUAAGAUAGAGUACCACGGUUUACAUGAUCUCAAUAUUGUUCAUUUAAGUGAUCAUGGAAUGGCAACUGUUAAAUUAGACAGGAUAAUAGAUUUAACAAAAUAUAUUAAUAGUUCUGAUUACAAAUUUGUGGGUACCUCUCCAGGAUUACACAUUUUCCCCAAUCCUGGCAAAGAAGAAAUAAUUUAUCAAACAUUGAAAGAGGCAGCAUUGAAAACAAAAACAUUCAGAGUUUAUAAACGAGAAGAAAUUCCUAAGAAAUAUCACUAUGGAAAUAAUACGCGUAUUGGUCCUAUUUUUGUUAUUGCCGAAAUUGGAUAUGCAUUUCAAAACCUUCUUGAUACCAUAGAAUACUAUAAGAAGAAGUUUAACGUCACAGUGAAUAGUGAUUCAGAAUUCGGCCUUCACGGUUAUGAUAAUGAGGCAAUAGAGAUGCAUCCUUUCUUCUUUGCAAAUGGCCCUGCAUUUAUGCCUAAGUGCAAACUCGAACCUUUCAAUAAUUUAGAUUUAUUUCCGCUGUUUUGUAAAAUACUCGAUGUACAGUGUCCGGUAGGGAAUGGUACUAUAUCACACCUAACCAAGUGCCUUAAGAAACAUCAGCAGGAUAUCACAGUGAUUGCGUAUCGAAUGAUAUUUAUAGCCACUACAAUAUCUAUGACAUUGGUAGGAAUUAUAGGAGCAUUAGUAAUGUUCUAUAUGAGAAAACGACGUUUAGGAGCAAAGAGUUAUAGAAGAAUACUGGAAGAUUUGGAAGCACAGUACCAUUGGGAUGAGAAUCGCGAUAUUGAAAGUGAUGCUUGCAAAUUAAACAGUUUUCCAGAUUUAUUCGUAAUUUCAUGCUACGCGAAGAAUAAAUAUUCGUAUGCACAUAAAGGAAAUGUUAAGUAUAGGAAAACUCUUUUCCACUAUAGGUGACAUAUGCUUCAUCCGUUGCAUGGUUGCAUACAUAUAAAUGAGAAAAUACUUCUGUGAUAAAAGAAAUUGAUAUCUUUGCAUAACUCUAAAUAAUGUACAUAAAUUGCAAACAAUCACGAACUUUUUAUUCUUUUAAAUUUUACAACACUAUCUCUAAUGUAGUAACUAUAUAUAUUUAGCAUAAAAUAAACUACCACAAAAUUAUUAAAUGAUUUAUCUUUCUGCUUGUAUCAAUACCAAAAGUACAAGUAAAAUUCGGACAAAUGUUAUAGUGGUCUGUUCAAUUGUAUAAUUCAUCUAUUUAUUAUUUUAAAAGUGUAAUCGUUAUGUACAGUGUUAUUUUAGAAAAUAAAAUGUAACAUAAUUUAUUCUGUAAGCAGAAUAUUUUACAAAAUUAAAUUUAUAGACCGAAUGUACUUAUUACAAUAGUGCAUCAAUUGUAUAACAAGUCGUAUGUAAAUAAAUCAGUUGUAAAUAAAUAAUAUUACCUCAA